AUGACCAUGCCUGAAAAAAUCACUGUCAAAUCUCCCAUCGUCGAGAUGGAUGGUGACGAGAUGACCAGAAUUAUUUGGCAAUUCAUCAAGGACAAGCUCAUCUUCCCAUACCUUAACAUUGACUUGAAAUACUAUGACUUGGGAAUGGAGUACAGAGACCAGACCGACGAUAAGGUCACCACUGAUGCUGCCGAGGCCAUUUUGAAGUACGGUGUUGGUGUUAAAUGCGCUACCAUCACUCCAGAUGAGGCCAGAGUCAAGGAGUUCAACUUGAAGAAGAUGUGGUUGUCUCCAAAUGGAACCUUGAGAAACAUCUUGGGUGGUACUGUGUUCCGUGAGCCUAUUGUCAUCGACAACAUCCCUAGAAUUGUGCCUCAAUGGGAGAAGCCUAUUAUCAUUGGAAGACAUGCUUUUGGAGACCAAUACAAGGCUACCGAUCUUGUUGUUCCUCUGGCCGGUAAGUUGUCGCUUGUUUUCCAACCAGAUGAUGGUUCUGCCGCUCAAGAGUUCCCUGUCUACCACUACGAUGCCCCUGGUGUUGCAUUGGCCAUGUACAACACAGACGAGUCCAUCACGGCUUUCGCCGAGUCCUCGUUCAACAUGGCCUUGGACAGAAAGAUGAACUUGUUCUCUUCUACCAAAAACACCAUCUUGAAGAAGUACGACGGAAGAUUCAAGGACAUCUUCGAAGAUCUUUACGAGACCAAAUUCAAGGCCAAGUUCGAUGCAGCAGGUAUCUGGUACGAGCAUCGUUUGAUCGACGACAUGGUCGCUCAGAUGUUGAAGUCUAAAGGUGGUUACAUCAUCGCAAUGAAGAACUACGACGGUGACGUGCAGUCUGAUAUCGUCGCUCAAGGUUUCGGUUCCUUGGGUCUUAUGACUUCUGUUCUCAUGACUCCUGACGGAAAAGCUUUCGAAGCCGAAGCCGCCCACGGUACCGUCACCAGACAUUACAGACAACAUCAACAGGGUAAGGAGACCUCAACAAACUCCAUUGCAUCUAUUUUCGCAUGGACCAGAGGUAUCAUCCAAAGAGGUAAGUUGGAUAACACCCCAGAGGUUGUUCAGUUCGGUGAAGCUUUGGAAACCGCCGUCAUUGACACCGUUUCCAAGGACAGCAUCAUGACCAAGGAUUUGGCAUUGGCACAAGGACGUACUGACAGAGCAUCGUAUGUCACCACCGAGGAAUUCAUUGACGCAAUUCAAGCCCGUUUGAACAAGAACUUGAACUGGUAA
Molecule: messenger RNA, 1236 nt
Organism: Australozyma saopauloensis
Lineage: Eukaryota; Fungi; Ascomycota; Pichiomycetes; Serinales; Metschnikowiaceae
Gene: IDP2
Product: isocitrate dehydrogenase (NADP(+))
Exons: 1
Coding region: 1-1236 (411 amino acids)
Biological process (GO): isocitrate metabolic process; NADP+ metabolic process
Cellular component (GO): mitochondrion
Molecular function (GO): isocitrate dehydrogenase (NADP+) activity; NAD binding; magnesium ion binding
Source: RefSeq, a predicted model, not a curated record